This is a messenger RNA of Canis lupus familiaris (dog), 850 nucleotides long. RefSeq names its product 5', 3'-nucleotidase, cytosolic (gene NT5C). The record is from RefSeq and is a predicted model, not a curated record. Bases 9 to 641 code for a protein of 210 amino acids. Gene Ontology annotation, biological process: pyrimidine deoxyribonucleotide catabolic process. Lineage: Eukaryota; Metazoa; Chordata; Mammalia; Carnivora; Canidae. Gene Ontology annotation, molecular function: 5'-nucleotidase activity. The transcript has 5 exons.
CCCCGGCGAUGGCGGCGGCGAGGGCGCGGCGCGCGCGGCCCGUGCGGGUGCUGGUGGACAUGGACGGCGUGCUGGCCGACUUCGAGGCGGGCCUCCUGCGGGGCUUCCGCCGCCGCUUCCCCGGGGAGCCGCAUGUGGCCCUGGAAGAGCGCCGCGGCUUCCUCGCCCGCGAGCAGUACCGAGCCCUGCGACCCGACCUGGCGGACAAAGUGGCCAGUGUGUAUGAAGCCCCAGGCUUUUUCCUAGACUUGGAGCCUAUCCCUGGAGCCUUGGAAGCCCUGCAGGAGAUGAACAACAUGCAGGACACCGAGGUCUUCAUCUGCACCAGCCCCCUGAUGAAGUAUGAACACUGUGUGGGUGAGAAGUACCGCUGGGUGGAGAAUCACCUGGGCCCCCAGUUUGUGGAGCGCAUUAUCCUGACAAGGGACAAGACGAUGGUCUUGGGGGACCUGCUCAUUGAUGACAAGGACACCAUUCGAGGCCAAGAGGAGACCCCAAGAUGGGAGCACAUCUUGUUCACCUGCUGCCACAACCAGCACCUAGCCCUACCCCCAACGAGGAGACGGCUGCUCUCCUGGAGUGACAACUGGAGGGAGAUCAUAGACAGCAAGCGGGGGGCCGAAAUAGUGGAGAGUUGCUGAAGGAAGGGAAGGCGGGCCAGAGGGAACCCCAGUAGAGCUGAAUGACAGGGAAGUGUCCUGGUGGUGGCCCCCAGCACCACAGAGCAGGGAGACACGGUAACCUCUAUGCUCACAAGCCAGCCACCUGGAACAGAACAGGAUGGCUGGCAAGGAAACGGUGGAAAAAUCACCCAAGAACCUUUUUAAUAAAACACUUUGGCUCACCACUC